Messenger RNA from Dioscorea cayenensis subsp. rotundata (Guinea yam), 402 nucleotides. RefSeq lists its product as uncharacterized. The coding region runs from base 1 to 402 and encodes 133 amino acids. The record is from RefSeq and is a predicted model, not a curated record. NCBI's taxonomy places the organism in Eukaryota, Viridiplantae, Streptophyta, Magnoliopsida, Dioscoreales, Dioscoreaceae. The transcript has a single exon.
AUGUCAAAAGUCUUAGCUACGAGGCUGAGUAAAGUGAUUGAAUCCCUCAUUGACAAGUCCCAGACAACUUUCAUUAAAGGAAGAUGUUUUUUGGACAACAUUCUUGCGGCAAAGGAACUCAUCUUUAGUUUGCAAAAAAGGAAAAUUUUGGGUCAUAUAGUCAAAGUUGAUUUCGCCAAGGCUUUUCACAUGGUGGACUGGUAUUUUCUCGAUGAGCUUCUUCACGCUUAUGGUUUUGGGGAGAGAUGGGCUGGAUGGAUCAAGGCUAUUCUUGUCUCUUCAAAAGCUAACUUUAUCAUUAAUGGAGAUAAGUCUGGCUAUGUUAGAUAUCUCAGGGGCCUGCUACAAGGUGACCCCCUCUUCCUUCUUGCUUUGCUUUGGUCUCUGAUGUGCUCAGCUUGA